AUGCGCACCACUUUCAUCCUCGCGCUGGUAAUUGCGGCCACUCUUCACGUCAGUGGUGCCUCACUUCCUUCGGCCAACAACCCCAACACUGUGGUCAAGAACGAUGCGUUGUCUGCUGCCACCGGCUUAAUCGACGCGGAGGGUGAACGGAUGCUUCGUCAUGUCGAGAAGGACGAAGGCGGUACCGAUGAAGAGAGAGGGUUUUCAUUGACCGACAUGUUGAAGAAGCUGAAGAGCAUCACCGAUCCAGCCAAGGCUGCGAAGAAGCUCGCCAAAAUCAAAGAAACUGUGAAGGAGUCAGCCAACCGCCAGUACUGGCUUGAAUAUCAAGCAUUGAAGCUUAAACAUGGCAUUAAGUAG
Molecule: messenger RNA, 360 nt
Organism: Phytophthora sojae
Lineage: Eukaryota; Oomycota; Peronosporomycetes; Peronosporales; Peronosporaceae
Exons: 1
Coding region: 1-360 (119 amino acids)
Source: RefSeq, a predicted model, not a curated record